UUUUCUGUUAGUAAUAAUUAAAGUUUUGUAAAGACGGGCUCUGUUUUAUACGAAUACUUUUGUUAAAAUUCGUCAUCAGGGUUAAUUACGAUGGCCAGUAAGCGACAGUUGGACGCAGGACCAACAUCUGACAGCGAUGAACCGCAAGCAAAAAGACCAACGACGAUUUUGCCUGCAGUCAGCAUUGGACCAGUUGCUUCACUGGAAGAGAUGGAUCUGAAGAUGUUAAAGUUCCAGAACAAGAAGUUGUGGGAGAAGAUUGAGAUCAGAAGACAAGCGGAACGCGAGUUGGAAGAUCAGAUUGAAACCAUGGAAGCAAAACAAACAGCAACUGAUGCUACACUAAGUCUCGUUAAUAGAUACUGGGAUCAGUUGGAUGAAAACAUAAAGAUCACAUUAAAAAGACUCGGACAGGACUCCGAUGAAGUAGUUGAAGAAAACUCAACUCAAGAUGAGGAAGAUUUAAAAAAGAAAUCAUUCCACCGGCUACUCUGUGACAACGACUUUCAAGUAAUCAAAGAAAACGUGGCGGACAGGUUGGAUUUCUCGCGAAGAACAUUUGCAAAAGUAAUCGAUGCUAUAUUGGACCAAAAGAAGCAACAAACAUCUAUUUCUGAAGCAAUCAAAGAAAAUGAAAAUGUUGAGGAACAUCUGAAGACAGAGGUUGGAAAACUGGAAGAAGCGAAUAAUAAUCUACAGGAACUAACUACAGGGUUGCAAGCAGAACACCAUAAGUUCUACAUGGAUCGAUCGAACGUGGAAGAGAAGAUCAAUUUAUUGGAGGAGAGAGUGGAGGAACUACAGGAGACGGCGGAGACCGCUCGCUGGGAGCUGAAAAAGACGAGGCUUAGAGAAGACAGACUUACCCGACACUUGGCUGAAGCAUUAGACAAAAUAAACAAAGGAACUUUAGUGGAAGCUUCAACUUCUAAUGCUGCUGCUGCUGAAACAGAGACUGCUGCUAAGGCGCCCAACGAACAAGCAGAAGAAGCGGUUCUUCUCGCAGAAAGUCGAUUGAAUGAAUUGGAAACAUUGAAGAAGCAACAUCAGGAUUGUUUAAAGGAGUUGGAACGAGCGAAAAUUGAUUUACGCAAUAUCCCUGAUUCUCUCAUCAUCCAGUCAUCCGAAUAUCGAACCCUUAAGUCCCAGUUCUCGGUGUUAUACCAUGAAAGUGUUCAGAUGAAAACAAUGUUGGAUGAAUCGCGGGUCCUCAUUCAACAGACAAGGAAUUCAAACUUGAGGAGAAUUGAACAAAUGGAGGUUGAUGAACUUCAAACACAAACUAAACUUCGUAACGAACUCAUCCAGUUAGAAGACACGCUUGCCAAGGUGAGACACGAUUACGAGUCUCUACACACCGAACUUGAACAAAACCUCGCAGCCAAUGAGCAAGCGGGGCCAGUGAACCGUGAAAUGCGUCAUCUGAUCAAUAGUCUACAAAAUCACAACAGACAGUUGAAGGGAGAGAUCCAACGAUACAAACGUAAAAUUAAAGAUCUACAAAAUGAACUUGCAAAAUCUAAACAAGAAGAGAUCCGGAGGUUGCAAGAUGAGAUCAAACAUGAGUCGGAUAAACUCUUUUCAUCAGUGAAGUCGGUCAAGCUGGAGGAAGAUGUUGACGUGAAGAAAGAAGUUGUGGAAGAGGAAGAAGAAGCAACAAGCAACCAACCUGGGUUUAAAUCAAAUCCCCAACUUUACCAAGAAAUUGAAGAUCUUGAAAAGAAAUUGAAUGACAAGGGAACGGAGAUGGAAAAAAUAUCAAAAGAACUCAAAACAACAAAUGCUGAAAUGAAAGAAUUGAAAUUAUUACUUGACAUGUACAAGGGAUUGUCUAAAGAACAAAGGGACAAGGCAGAAAUAAUGGCGAAUGAAAAAGUUGCAACAUCUGCCAGAGAUGAUCUUGAGAAGAAGAUCCGAUCGUUGGAGGAAGAUGUUGCUCGUGAGGAUUCGAGGAGCAAAGAGUUGGAGAAGAAGCUACAGAGAUCGGAGGAGCAACUUGCGGAUGCGGUAGGGAAGGUGAAGGAAGAGAAAGAUAGGAGAGAGAAGAAAGAAGAGGAGCUUCUACUUAGGGGUCCGGAUGCUGAUUCAUUGAGAAAGAUGAAGGUAUUGGAAGAAACGAUAAUCGAGCUUCGGCGCAAUCUCUCGGCCACCAAGCAAGAGGAGGAAGCUCUUCUAUCGGAGAUGGAUGUCACGGGACAAGCGUUCGAGGAUAUGCAGGAACAAAACAUGAGGUUGCUGCAACAGCUACGUGAGAAAGAUGACGCAAACUUUAAACUUAUGUCUGAGAGAAUAAAAGCCAACCAAGUUCACAAACUUCUACAAGAAGAAAAAAGUGUUUUACAGGAUCAGAACAACACGUUGCAUAUGCAGGUUGACUCCCAGAACCAAGUAGUCCGGAUGUUGGAGGAAAAAGAGCGAUCCUUACAAGGAACCCUCGUCACUAUGGAGAAGGAACUUAACUUGAGGUCGCAGAUCAUGGAUUUGCAUAAGAGAAAAGCAGUAGAGAUGACACAGAUUCGCGAGGAUUUGCUCCGAGAUGUUGAGAAGAAGAAAGAGAGGUUGUCUAUCCUGGAGGAAUCCAUGGAUAGAAAAGUUGAAAAUCUCGAGGAAGAACAUUUCAAACUAAGUCGAUUACAGGAGGAUGGGGCAAAACUCCGUCGUAAGUUGGAGAAACAUAAGAAGACAGAAGGAUUGUAUAGUGCUGACGAAGUGCUUAUGGAGGAAAUCAAGGAAUAUAAGACAAAGCUGAGAUGUCCAUGUUGUAAUGUGAACAACAAGGACGCCGUGUUAACCAAAUGUUUUCAUGUGUUUUGCAUCAAAUGCAUCAAGACAAGAUACGAAACACGACAGAGAAAAUGCCCAAAAUGCAACGCAGGGUUUGGUGGAAAUGAUUUCCAUCGUAUUUAUAUCGAGUAGUAGAGCCCAUUGACCCAAUGGUUCCAAAAGUGGGCUUUACUAAAAGGGCGAAUUACACUGGUUUACAAUGCAUUUUUGGCUGCUUUUGCAUUAUUGCAGUUAGGAUUAUUUUGACAAAAUCUGUAUUAAUUAAUGCGAAACAUUUGGGUGCGCAAAAACAGCCUUAAAAACAUUGGGUUUAAAUGUUUAAAAUGCCCGAGUAGAAAUGUAUAAGUUUCAGUUUCCAUUUAAUUGAAAUACAGAAAACAGUUUAUGCUAUUUUAACAUACCAAGCCUUCCCUUGAUAAUUGUGAAAAAAUGAUCUUAUCCAACUGUUUAUGCAUGGCAGUAUGAAAGAUCUACGUCAUUUCAA
Molecule: messenger RNA, 3268 nt
Organism: Ciona intestinalis (vase tunicate)
Lineage: Eukaryota; Metazoa; Chordata; Ascidiacea; Phlebobranchia; Cionidae
Source: RefSeq, a predicted model, not a curated record